AAUCCCACUUGUCAGACAGAAAGAGAACUUCUUGGCCACCUCCACCAUGGCACCCAAGAGAGCAAAGAAGAGAGCAGAGGGCGCUAACUCCAAUGUCUUCUCCAUGUUUGAGCAGACCCAAAUCCAGGAAUUCAAGGAGGCAUUUACCAUCAUGGACCAGAACCGAGAUGGAUUCAUUGACAAAGCAGAUCUAAGGGAUACAUUUGCUGCCCUGGGUCGUGUGAAUGUGAAAAAUGAAGAAAUCGAUGAAAUGAUAAAGGAAGCUCCAGGACCAAUUAACUUCACCGUCUUCCUGACCAUGUUUGGGGAAAAACUCAAGGGUGCUGACCCAGAAGAAACUAUUCUCAAUGCAUUCAAAGUGUUUGAUCCGGAAGGCAAAGGGGUGCUGAGGUCUGACUAUAUCCAGGAAAUGCUCACCACCCAAGCAGAGAGGUUUUCUAAAGAGGAGGUUGACCAGAUGUUUGCCGCCUUCCCUCCAGAUGUGACUGGACACCUAGAUUACAAGAAUCUUGUGCAUAUCAUCACACACGGGGAAGAAAAAGAUUAGGGGUGGGGGGUUUUCUCCUGUUCCUUCAUCCCUUCCAUGUCUAGUGAGUGCCCCACCCACUCACUUGCCCUGGUCCUCAGUACGGCAGCCUGCCUCCCUAAUCUUGCUUCCAUUGAUUAGCUGUGCUGGUGCCUUGCUCCCAUCGGUUUUAUGGCACCCCUCCCAGCCUCCUCCACCUGUACCCUCCCCCUCCAUAUCCCACCACCUUUGCUUUU
Molecule: messenger RNA, 762 nt
Organism: Vombatus ursinus (common wombat)
Lineage: Eukaryota; Metazoa; Chordata; Mammalia; Diprotodontia; Vombatidae
Gene: MYL2
Product: myosin light chain 2
Exons: 7
Coding region: 47-547 (166 amino acids)
Biological process (GO): heart development; muscle cell fate specification; cardiac muscle contraction
Cellular component (GO): myofibril; cytoplasm
Molecular function (GO): calcium ion binding
Source: RefSeq, a predicted model, not a curated record